Ilyonectria robusta is the source of this 1563-nucleotide messenger RNA. Its product is annotated as putative beta-glucosidase. The record is from RefSeq and is a predicted model, not a curated record. The transcript is spliced from 4 exons. The coding region runs from base 1 to 1461 and encodes 486 amino acids. Gene Ontology annotation, biological process: carbohydrate metabolic process. NCBI's taxonomy places the organism in Eukaryota, Fungi, Ascomycota, Sordariomycetes, Hypocreales, Nectriaceae. Gene Ontology annotation, molecular function: beta-glucosidase activity.
AUGUCUCCCCAAUCAGCCACCACAUCUCAGGCGCUUCCACCGAACUUCGAGUGGGGGUUCGCAACCGCAGCCUACCAGAUCGAAGGUGGCAUCGACGAGGGAGGGCGUGGUCCCUGCAUCUGGGAUACCUUCACUCAUAUACAGCCCUCCCGGACCAGCGGAGGAACCGGCGAUGUUGCUUGCGACCAUUAUCAUCGAUACGAGGAGGAUCUGGACCUCCUCACCAAAUUCGGUGCAAAGGCGUAUCGGUUCUCUCUUGCAUGGUCGCGCGUUAUUCCCCUCGGCGGGCGUGAUGACCCUGUUAAUGAGGAAGGCCUUGUUUUUUACGAUAAACUCAUCGACGGGCUCAUCGCUCGGGGCAUUACGCCUUGGCUGACCCUCUAUCACUGGGACCUACCCCAGGCGCUGCAUGACCGAUACGGAGGCUGGCUCGACCUUGAGGAGUCACAGAAAGAUUUCGAAAGAUAUGCGAGGGUGUGUUAUGAGAGGUUCGGAGACCGAGUGAAGAACUGGAUCACGUUAAAUGAGCCGUGGGUCUGCGCGAUUCGUGGCUACUCCACUGGUAUCGAUGCUCCUGGGCGAAGCAGUACCAACAAGGACUGUGCCGAGGGCGACUCGACCACAGAGCCUUGGAUUGCCGGCAAGAGCCUCAUUAUGGCGCACGCGAGAGCGGCAAGCUUGUACAACAAGGAGUUCAAGCCUAAGAACGGAGGGCAGAUCGGAGUGUCCUUGAGUGGUGACUAUUUUGAGGCAUGGGACUCCAAUGAGCCCAAAGACCACGAUGCAGCCGAGACGAGGAUGGAAUUCUGCAUUGGCUGGUUUGCCAAUCCCAUGUUCCUUGCCCAGGAUUAUCCCAAGGUCAUGCGUGACCAGCUUGGGGAACGACUCCCGCGUCUCACGGAUGCGGAAAUUGCACUCCUGCGCGAGGCAGAUCUUGACUUCUACGGCAUGAACUAUUACACUGCCCAGUUUGGUCGUCACCGUACCACCCCUGCUCCGGACACAGAUUUUAUCGGCAAUCUAGACGAGCUCCAGGAGAAUAAGAACGGUGUGUCCAUUGGCGACCCAAGCGGCGUUUUCUGGCUCCGGUCUGCCCCCUCCUGCUUCCAGAAGCACCUCGUCAGGGCCUAUAAAAGGUAUGGGAAAACCAUCUACAUCACCGAGAAUGGAUGUCCCUGCCCUGGUGAAGAUACAAUGACCCGUAAUGAGUCCGUCAAGGAUGACUACCGUCAGCGAUACUUCUCAGAACAUUUGGACGCUCUUGUUCAGGCGAGGCAGGAUGGUGCAGAAGUAGCUGGGUAUUUCGCCUGGUCGUUGCUUGAUAACUUUGAGUGGUUCUCCGGGUACGAUAUCCGAUUUGGUGUGACUUUCACAGAUUGCGAGACGCUAGAGAGAACGCCGAAGCAGUCGGCUUUAAUGAUUCAGGACAUGAUCAAGCAAAGGACACAGGCUUCAUUGUAGGAAAAUGAGAAUCGAAGAGACGGGCUCUUUCGAAUUGGGACUGGAAUUCCGUGGUGACGUAGAAGAUCAACCGCCGCUAUUUAAAUGAAAUAUAACUGAAAU